Messenger RNA from Hydractinia symbiolongicarpus, 2057 nucleotides. Its product is annotated as cyclic AMP-dependent transcription factor ATF-6 alpha-like. Gene Ontology annotation, cellular component: nucleus. Bases 140 to 1771 code for a protein of 543 amino acids. Gene Ontology annotation, biological process: regulation of transcription by RNA polymerase II. Gene Ontology annotation, molecular function: RNA polymerase II cis-regulatory region sequence-specific DNA binding; DNA-binding transcription factor activity, RNA polymerase II-specific. Lineage: Eukaryota; Metazoa; Cnidaria; Hydrozoa; Anthoathecata; Hydractiniidae. The transcript has 9 exons. The record is from RefSeq and is a predicted model, not a curated record.
GAUCGAAGGAAAAAUGGGGAAAAGCAAUGGAAUCAUGAAAGAUUUAUUGGUUUAGUUUUACAUAGCUAUUUUAAAAUAUAAACAUAAACAUAUAACACGAGAAGUUGUUAGAGUGACUUUUAUAAACGUGAAAACAAAUAUGGCACUUUCAAACUCUUUCGAUUUUCUUGAUGAUUUGUUUGGUGAAGAAACGAACAGAAGUGGUUCCACAGGAAGCAUAUCCGAUCACAGCUCAGAUUCAGGACAUGGAAGUCCGUUUAGUACAACUGAAAACUCUCCAGCGGCUUCUUUUCCAUGGGAGUCUAAUAAAAAUGAUGAGUUUUGGGGAUCACUUCUUGAUGAUCUUCCAGCAGACAUUGGUGAAGAUUCAGACUCGUCUAUUGUGCCAUCUCCAGUCAAUGAGUCUAGUCUGCAUGAUGAACCUUUAAAUUGGACUACUGAAUCUUUUCUUGAUGAAGGAAUGGCAUUGGAGCAUAACCUUAUGGAAACAGAUUUUUCAACAAACAAUAUAAAUAACAUUACAGUUGAUUACAAUUGGGACAUGGACUUGUCACCAUUAAAGAAUGAGGCAGUUCCUAUGAAUAUGAUAUCGAAUGCAAUGACAAACAUCUCACAAAGUUUACCAACACCAGCCUCAGUUGCAAGUCAAGCAAAAACACCACACACCCAGCCUUCACCAGUCAUUCUUAAGCCAAUGACUUUGUCAAAAGAUUCAAAUGGUUUAAUCAAGACAAGUGACAUUAAAUCGCACAUAAAAAUUGGAAACAAUGUGUUUGCGAUUAUACAGAAAGGAAACAUUCUAACAACGCAUCAAGCUAAUCCUAUUAAAAUUAACCUUACACAGCUACCAGACAUAAAGAAAUCUACACCACAAGUUUUAAAACCCCCAGUUCGUCAUGUAAAAAUUGAAGAUCAUGACUAUGCUGAUGCUGAAGUUGACGAUGAAGAGAUUGAUAUAGUUGGUACAAGAGGAGUUAGCAAGGGUAUGGGACCAGGUUUAGUUCUGACGGAUGAGGAAAAGAAAUUGCUGGAGCUGGAAGAAGUAUCUAUACCUGAAGAUGUUGCAUUAACAAAGGACGAAGAGAAAGUCUUAAAAAAAGUUCGAAGAAAAAUUAAGAAUAAGCAAUCUGCGAUGGAGAGCAGACGUCGUAGAAAAGAAUAUAUUGAAAAUCUUGAACGUAGGGUAAAACAUUGUACAGAUCUCAAUCAUGGACUGAAAAAGAAGGUUGAAAAAUUGUCAGAUGAAAAUAAAUCACUUUUAUCGCAAUUGAAGCAAUUGCAGACAUUUGUUGCUGCAUCCGUCCAACAAAGUAAAUCUGCGCAAACUGGAACAUGUCUUGCUGUCUUGCUAUUAUCCUUUGCUCUGUUCUUCUUACCUUUCAACCCUGUUAAUUUUGGUGUUGACAAGUCCGUUGGUAACGUCAUGCCAACCGAUUCUCCAGGUCCCGCGUUCUUCCGUUCCCGUACCUUACUCGACAUCGAAGAUCACACCGAAUACGAGUACCAUGACAACGAAUCCAGUAUAACGAAUUUACCGACUCAAAAUGAUGCCGAUACCGGGAAUAAUUCGAAGUUAUACACAGAAGAAAUGCGAGCACACAUCGAACAUUUACUAGCUCAUGAAGAUAGUCAUCUAUUAGAAUCUAAGCUGAACGCAUAUAUUAAUGCGAACGACAGGAAAGACUUCGUCGAAGAAGACAAUGUGAAACUGAAUAAAGUGAACAUCGUCGAAAUACCAAACGACGAAAAAAGAGAAAUUUUAAGUCGUUAGUUUGUCGUUUGUCGCUAUAUAUUUAUUUGAUGAACCGAGUAUUUAGUUUUGUGCCUUGCUGACAUGAAAUGAUAGCGAAGUGAAAAAUAUUUAAUGUUGCGCCUUUCAAAUUUCAAUCAAGUAUUUCAAUAACCGCAGAUUUCGUGUCGUGAAUUUUUUUCUUUUCGUGAAUUAUAAAAUUACUCUGAAUAUUGAGUUGUUUUCUUAUAUUACCAAAGAAAACUUCGCGUUACGACUGAUCCCUUUGUACAGUAUUAAUUUGUAAAUAAUUCUCAAUGUUUCCGAA